This is a messenger RNA of Drosophila mojavensis, 2191 nucleotides long. RefSeq lists its product as uncharacterized. Lineage: Eukaryota; Metazoa; Arthropoda; Insecta; Diptera; Drosophilidae. The coding region runs from base 137 to 1507 and encodes 456 amino acids. The transcript is spliced from 4 exons. The record is from RefSeq and is a predicted model, not a curated record.
UACUUGUAAACAUAUCGUAUAUAUGUAUGUGUGUGUGUUCUCGAGAUAAUUAAGCUCAGUUGAGGAGCCGCUGCUAUAAAAGCCCCAUUAACUCCUCUCGAACAGCGCAGAACAGGCAAAGAGAAAGUGCAAAAAGAUGGCAACGCAGCAGCAACAUUUCGAUUAUAUGGAAAAAUAUCUGGUUUAUGAUAUUUUUAAAUAUUUUGGCAACGAUGCAACGCUUAUAGAUCACAAUAUAAAGUGUUCCAGUGGCCUCGACGGUUUCAUGUCGGCGGUCUAUACGGUGCAGCUGACCAUGGAGAUUGCCGGAAACGAGCGCCAGGAGCUGGUGCUGGUGAAGUUCAUGAAGGGCAGCCCGGAGUUUCGCGAGUCCGGCAAAUGCUACACACAGUUCGCCAAUGAGGUCUUUGUUUAUGCCGAACUACUGCCGGCCUAUGAGAAUUUGUUGCGUGACAGCAAAUUAAAUACGGAAUUGGUUGAGCAAUUUGUGCCGCGUGUUUAUUGCGCGAAAUUUGGUCUGAUUAAGGAUCUGGGCGAGGCACGUGAGUCGGUGUUGGCUUUGCAGCAUCUGCAGCCGAAAGGCUUCAAGCUGGGUCCGCGACUAACUCUGCGCCUGGAUCAGCUGGAGGCCAUGUGCUCGGUUCUGGGUCCAUAUCACGCGAUGGGCUACGCCCUGCGCAUCCUGCAGCCGCAGGUGGAGCAGCGCCUGCGCCAGCAAGUUGUGCCGCUGCCCUUCGUCUUCGAAGCGAACGUGCCGAAUAUCUAUGCGGUGCUCUAUCGCAUCGCCUUCGAUCGCUUCUACGAGUUCUACGAUCGCUGCCGCGAUCAACUGCUCCAGCCGCAGGAGCAACGCUUUGCCGAAGCCAUCGAGCGGCUGCGCGCCAGGUACUUCGAACAGCCAGUGGAGCUGCUCGAGCGCAUUCGCACAGCUGCGUGCGAUGAGACGCAGCCGGAAUCGUAUUUCAGCACCUUCCUGCACGGCGACUUCAAUCGCAACAAUGUGCUGUUCCACGAGAACGAGGAGGGGCGCGUAGAUGGCAUACGCAUGAUCGAUUUCCAGGAGCUGCGCUACAGCACCACGGCCAUCGACAUCAGCUUCUUCCUGUACAUGAAUACGCCGGCCGAGAAUCGAGCUGAGAUUUUUGCCAAACUCUUGCGUUCGUAUCAUCAGCAGAUGCAUCAGACCUUGGAGCUGCUCUUGCAGCGUAAUCAUGAAACGCUCUCGGAGGAGCAGAUCAACAAGCUGCUCAGCGAUUACAGCUUCGCACGCUUCGAGCAACAUUUCUCACGCUACGCGUUCUAUGGCGUCAUGAUCUGCAUGCACUUCAUGCCCUGGCUGCUGGGCAGCGAAGCUGACUGCGCCCAGCUCUCCAAACUGUUCGAAACGGACAUGCAUGGCCCGGCCUUCUACAAGCUGUCGAUGGACAUAGCCGGAGAUGAGGCGAACCGCCAGAUUUUCGGCAUAGUGCGUCACGCCUUCGAGCAGGGGUACAUGGAUCACAUAUGAGCUGCAAUCAGUAUAAUAUAUGUAUGUACAUAUCUACAUAUGUAUAUACCCUUUUCACAUAUUCCACUUGCUAUCAGCAUUUCAGUCUCGUUUCACAUUGUUCCGCACGCUAUCUAAAGCAUUCUUAUCGCAUUCUAUAUUAUAUGCUCUAUGAUUCCACUUUUUGUUCCGCCUGUUCCGAACUGCAGUUAACAAACGAAUGGAAUCGGUACACUAGCUUAUUGUUUUGUAUACUAACUGUUGAUAUGUCUCCCAACGUGUCGCAAGUGAAAUUGAAACGAAGUAAGUGAAAUUAAAAUUCAGUAUUUUAUAGAAACAAGUGGAAUCAAAACAUUAGCUUUAAGAUGCAUUGAUAACUACAAACAAUUUGAAAUGAAACCUUAAGUGCCUCCAGUCGCCUUGCCAGCUCGAUUGAAACAUAUGAACAUGGAACACUCGUAUUACCUAUGCCAGCAACAAUUGGAAACGAAACGCAAUUGUGAUAAGAUGCCCCACAACUUAAAGGAAAUAUGCAAAUUUCGAAGAUAAUUUAGAUAUAGGCAUUGAUCUUUAUCAGGCCAGAAUUAGAAUUCAGAACAGCAUUAUUAUUAUUAUUAUUAUUAUUAUUUUGUCAAUUCUGUUCACCUGUUAAUGCCAAGUCUUUCAAAAGACAAAGCCUAGUCUUAUAAAAUUUACAAAUAUUUA